Molecule: messenger RNA, 1521 nt
Organism: Oryctolagus cuniculus (rabbit)
Lineage: Eukaryota; Metazoa; Chordata; Mammalia; Lagomorpha; Leporidae
Gene: ARRDC1
Product: arrestin domain containing 1
Biological process (GO): protein transport
Cellular component (GO): cytoplasm
Molecular function (GO): ubiquitin protein ligase binding; ubiquitin-like ligase-substrate adaptor activity
Source: RefSeq, a predicted model, not a curated record
AGUGAGCGGCGCGCGGGGCCGCGGCAUGGGGCGGGUGCAGCUCUUCGAGAUCUGCCUGAGCCACGGCCGAGCCGUCUACGGCCCGGGGGAACCGCUGACCGGGACCGUGCGGGUGCGCUUGGCGGCGCCGCUGCCCUUCCGAGCCAUCCGGGUGACCUGCACAGGCUCCUGUGGAGUCUCCGGCAAGGCCAACGAUGCUGCCUGGGUGGUGGAGGAGGGCUACUUCCACAGCUCUCUGUCUCUGGCCGACAAGGGGAGCCUGCCCACUGGAGAGCACAGCUUCCCCUUUCAGUUCCUGCUUCCUGCCACAGCACCCACGUCCUUUGAAGGUCCUUUUGGAAAGAUUGUGCAUCAGUUGAGGGCCACCAUUGAGACGCCUCGCUUUUCCAAGGAUCACAAGUGCAGCCGUGUGUUCUAUAUCCUGAGCCCCCUGAACCUGAACAGCAUCCCAGACAUCGAGCAACCCAAUGUGGCCUCCACCACCAAGAAAUUCUCCUACAAGCUGGUGAAGACGGGCAGCCUGGUGCUCACGGCUAGCACGGACCUCCGUGGCUACGUGGUGGGGCAGGUGCUGCGGCUACAGGCUGACAUUGAGAACCAGUCGGGCAAGGACACCAGCCCCGUGGUGGCUAGUCUGCUGCAGAAAGUGUCCUAUAAGGCCAAGCGCUGGAUCUACGACGUGCGGACCAUCGCGGAGGUGGAGGGUGUGGGCGUGAAGGCCUGGAGGCGGGCGCAGUGGCAAGAGCAGAUCCUGGUGCCUGCCUUGCCCCAGUCGGCCCUGCCAGGCUGCAGCCUCAUCCACAUCGACUACUACCUGCAGGUUUCCCUGAAGGCACCUGAAGCCACAGUGACCCUCCCAGUCUUCAUCGGCAAUAUUGCUGUGAACCACGCCAUGCUGAGCCCCCAGCCAGGCCUAGGGCUGUGUCCCGGGGCCUCAUCCCCAGUGGUACCCUCUGCACCACCCCAGGAGGAAGCUGAGGCCCUGGCUGGCAGUCCCCAUUUCUUAGACCCAGUCUGCCUCUCCACACAGAGCCACUCGCAGCAGGGGCCAACUCAAGCCACCUUAGGCUCUGUACCUGGUGUCCCCGAGCCCGGUGCUCAAGAUGGCAGCCCUGGCCCCCAUGCCCCACCCCCGGCCUUGUGCAUCUCCACAGGUGCCACUGUCCCCUAUUUCGCAGAGGGCUCUGGGGGGCCAGUGCCUACCACCAGCACCUUGAUCCUCCCCCCGGAGUACAGCUCAUGGGGCUACCCCUAUGAGGCCCCGCCAUCCUAUGAGCAGAGCUGUGGUGGUGCUGACUCCGGUGUGACCCCUGGGAGCUGACCUCCAUGCUGCCUUCUCCUGGCCUCCUGGUCUCUGCCCUGGGACGGGGAGCCCAGGGCCUUGUGCCUUUGCCCUCUGCCUGGCCCUUCUUCCCCUGAGGACCAGUCUCCCUCACCGACAGAGCCCACCCGCUGCUUUCCUGUGUCUCAGGCACAGGGACCUGGGACCCUGAGGGACUGGCAAUAAAGUGCUUUACUGUA